Erigeron canadensis is the source of this 1486-nucleotide messenger RNA. Its product is annotated as serine/arginine-rich splicing factor RS40-like. Gene Ontology annotation, molecular function: RNA binding. Bases 302 to 1255 code for a protein of 317 amino acids. Gene Ontology annotation, cellular component: nuclear speck. Gene Ontology annotation, biological process: mRNA splicing, via spliceosome. The transcript is spliced from 5 exons. NCBI's taxonomy places the organism in Eukaryota, Viridiplantae, Streptophyta, Magnoliopsida, Asterales, Asteraceae. The record is from RefSeq and is a predicted model, not a curated record.
AAUUCCAUUUCCAGGUCACGACGGGCAUUCCUUGUCUUCUUUCUGCGAUGGCCAUUCUGAUAUACGAUAUACUUUGGCAUCAUCACCAUCACACAUUCACUACAGACAUUGUCGCCUUACAUUCCACGUCGUUUUUGCCUAGUUCAGUCGUCAUUUUCAGACACAUUACCAGCUGGAAACAGAAUAGAUCGUGAAGGCACUUUUUUACUUAUACUGCCAUGAGACAUCCAUCCAUUCCAUCCUCGGAUUCUAGUAUCAUGACAUCUCUUAGUUCAUUGAGCAAGGGUUUGCUUUUGUUUAUAUGGAAGAUGAAAGGGAUGCCGAAGAUGCAAUUCGUGCUCUUGACCGCUAUGAAUUUGGCAGGAAAGGACGUCGGCUUCGGGUUGAGUGGACAAAGCAAGAACGCAAUGUCAGACAGCCUGUAAGCUCAAAGAGGUCUUCAUCUAAUUCAAGGCCAUCAAAAACCCUGUUUGUUAUCAAUUUUGACCCAUAUAAUACAAGGACAAGAGAUUUGGAGAGGCACUUUGAUUCUUUUGGUAAGAUUUUGAACAUAAGGAUCAGAAGGAAUUUCGCGUUCAUACAGUAUGAGCUACAGGAGGAUGCCACUAAAGCUCUUGAAUCUAGAAAUAUGAGCAAGCUGAUGGAUCGGGUUAUUUCUGUUGAAUAUGCCAUUAAAGAUGAUGAUGAUAGAAAGAAUGGGAAUAGCCCUAAUGGAGGUCGUGACAGGUCACCUCGUAGAAGAAAUGAUGAUAGGGGGAGGUCACCUAGUCCGUAUAGGAGAGAGAGAGGAAGUCCUGACUAUGGCCGUGGACGGGACAGGGGUAGCCCUGAUUAUGGUCGUGGACGGGGCCGCAGCCCAAGCCCCCCGCGAAGGAACCGUGGAAGCCCUGAUUAUGGUCGGGGGGCUAGCCCUGGUUUAAAUGGGAGGGAUAGAAGCAUGAGUCCGAAUGGAAGGGCAAGGAACACUGAUUAUCGUCGUGAUCGUAGUCCGAGUCCUCGUAGGGAGAGGGAAAGGAGCCCCCCUCGUCGUGGCCGUGGUUCCAUUUCAAAGGAGAGGGUUAGCUCUGAAUAUGAACAGGGUGCAAUUGUGAGUCCUAGGAGUGAAGGUAGGAUUAGUCCCGGUGAGUCCCCUCGUGAAGCAAGCCCUGGUGUCAAACCAGGUCUGCCUGACAGCCCUGGGUAUAGCGGAGCCGAAAGUCCACCCGAGCGCUAUCGCAGUAGGUCACCAGCAGCAAGGGAGAGAUCUCGUUCUUGAUUGGCCACCAACCAAAACCAGAUGGUGAAUGUCGGUAGGGUGAAUCGCCUUGCAGUUUAGGAUCUUAUGGACUUUUGAUUGUCUCAAACCUUUGCGUGUACUGUGCAUUGCAGUGUAAGUUGUUGUAGGCUUUACAUUUGAACUAUUUGCAUAAUAUGAAGAAUGUAAUGGAGGAUUUACUUGUCAUGUACUGAAGCUGCUGACUCUCAAUCUAGAUUAUCUCUUUGAUUC